GAAGAGGAGAGUUUGUGUCGGAGGAGAACGAGCUCAUGGCCAAGAUGAGUUCUCCCACAGAGGAGAACUUCUCAGCAGAGUUUGAGUCAGAGAACAUGAGCUGUGAGGACAUGGAGUAUUACUGCAACAAAGGUGAAGAAGAUGGCAGUGGAGAAGCAGGGGAGUCAGACAUGGAUGGGCAGAGUGAGUCCAGACACCCAGCUAUAGGACCAGAGGAUUGGGAUGGACCAAGAGAGCUGGAUGCGUUCCACAAGGAUGGAGAGCGUCGGAUCCACAGCCGGCAGCAGCUCCCUGUGGGAACCACGUGGGGACCUUUCAACGGGAAGAUCGAGAUGAACAUCGAUGGCAGCGGCAUG
Molecule: messenger RNA, 356 nt
Organism: Salvelinus sp. IW2-2015
Lineage: Eukaryota; Metazoa; Chordata; Actinopteri; Salmoniformes; Salmonidae
Biological process (GO): cell differentiation; positive regulation of transcription by RNA polymerase II; heart development
Cellular component (GO): nucleus
Molecular function (GO): RNA polymerase II-specific DNA-binding transcription factor binding
Source: RefSeq, a predicted model, not a curated record